This is a messenger RNA of Papaver somniferum (opium poppy), 1056 nucleotides long. Its product is annotated as BTB/POZ and MATH domain-containing protein 3-like. The record is from RefSeq and is a predicted model, not a curated record. Gene Ontology annotation, molecular function: protein binding. The coding region runs from base 1 to 1056 and encodes 351 amino acids. Gene Ontology annotation, biological process: protein ubiquitination. Lineage: Eukaryota; Viridiplantae; Streptophyta; Magnoliopsida; Ranunculales; Papaveraceae. The transcript is spliced from 4 exons.
AUGUCGUCGACGCGGUGGAUUAGUGAGACUGUGGAAGGUUCUCAUGAGUUCAACAUUGAAGGAUAUUCUCUAGCAAAGGGAUCACAAGGAGUUGGUAAAUCCAUGACCAGCGGCAGAUUCAGUGUGUGUGGACAUGACUGGGUUAUUGUUGUUUAUCUAGACGGAAAUACUCAAACUUGCAAGGAUUACAUAUCCGUGUUCGUUAAGUUAGUUAGCCCUACAAAAGUCAGGGCAGCGCAUGAAUUUAAAUUACUGGACAAAACCGGAAAAGGGGAACAUGGUGCUCAUUACACGGCUACAUCUCCAAGAACGUUUAAUACAACAGAAAAUUCAUGGGGAUACAAGGAGUAUAUGAAGAGGUCGGAGUUGGAGACCUCAAGUUAUCUCAAGGGCGAUUGUGUUACCAUUCAUUGUACAAUGAGGGUAGUUCAAACUCGUGUUGAAGAGGGGAAACAUUAUGUUAUUCCUAUACCUCCAUCAAAUAUGAGUCAGAACUUCAAGGGCUUGCUGGAAUCUGAAUUUGGUUCUGAUAUUACUAUCCAGGUUUGCAAUGAAUCCUUCAAAGCCCAUAAGUCGAUUCUUGCGGCUCGAUCUCCUGUAUUUAAAGCAAUGUUUUUCGGAGUAGUGGGUAAUCCAAACAUGGAAACAGUAUCCAUUAAAGAGGUUGAUCCCUUUGUCUUUAAGGCAAUGCUGCUGUUUUUGUACUCAGAUGAAUUUCCUGAAACACGUGAACUAUCUAAUGCGGAUUCUCCUUGCACUUCAACUUCAAUCUUGCAUCAUCUGUUAGCUGCAGCAGAUCGCUAUGAUCUUGCCCGAUUGAAACUCAUGUGUGAGGAAAAAUUAUGUGAAAAAAUAACUGCAGACACUGUGGCAACAACACUGGCCCUAGCUGACCAACACCAAUGCCUGCAACUGAAAACUGUUUGUCUAAACUUUGCAGCUAAACCCAAAAACUUGGGAGAGGUUAUGAAGUCUGAUGGGUAUGCAUAUUUAGAGAAGUCGUGUCCAUCACUAUUGACAGAUCUGUUGAAGAUUAGUGCAGCUGUUGAUAAAUAA